Molecule: messenger RNA, 2996 nt
Organism: Oncorhynchus nerka (sockeye salmon)
Lineage: Eukaryota; Metazoa; Chordata; Actinopteri; Salmoniformes; Salmonidae
Product: histone deacetylase 3
Exons: 15
Coding region: 260-1450 (396 amino acids)
Cellular component (GO): nucleus
Molecular function (GO): histone deacetylase activity
Source: RefSeq, a predicted model, not a curated record
CCCACUUCGCUUGUCGCUGGACAAUGACGUAGGUUUUACUCGCUGUUUACAAUGGCGACCACUUUCUAAAUGAAGUAAAGAUACAUUUACAGUAGCGAACAAAUACCCAGCGAACGGUAGAAAAACCAAGAAGUCUCUUUUGCAAUGUCCAACAGAACAGCAUAUUUUUAUGAUCCGGAUGUGGGGAACUUUCAUUAUGGUGCUGGUCACCCUAUGAAACCCCAUCGUCUCUCGCUGACGCACAGCCUUGUUUUGCACUAUGGCCUCUACAAAAAGAUGCAGGUUUUUAAACCAUAUAAAGCCUCACAACAUGACAUGUGCCGAUUCCACUCAGAAGAUUACAUUGACUUUCUGCAGAAGGUCAGCCCCAACAAUAUGCAGGGUUUCACAAAGAGUCUCAACACCUUUAAUGUUGGGGACGACUGGUAACGUGUCCUCUGUCAGCCCUGUAUUCCCAGGCCUGUUUGAGUUCUGCUCCAGGUAUACAGGAGCAUCUCUACAGGGAGCGACACAGCUAAACCACAAGAUAUGUGACAUCGCCAUCAACUGGGCCGGGGGUCUUCAUCAUGCUAAGAAAUUUGAGGCCUCUGGAUUUUGCUAUGUGAAUGACAUUGUCAUCAGUAUACUGGAGCUUCUGAAGUACCACCCGCGUGUGUUGUACAUAGACAUUGACAUUCACCAUGGUGAUGGGGUGCAGGAAGCCUUCUACCUGACUGAUCGGGUCAUGACUGUAUCCUUCCACAAGUACGGGAACUACUUCUUUCCAGGGACAGGUGACAUGUAUGAGGUAGGGGCUGAGAGUGGCCGGUACUAUUGCCUGAACGUGCCUCUCCGGGAUGGGAUCGAUGACCAGAGCUACAGGCAACUCUUUCAGCCAGUCAUCAAGCAAGUGGUGGACUUCUACCAGCCAACCUGUAUCGUUCUUCAGUGUGGGGCUGACUCUCUGGGCUGUGACAGAUUAGGGUGCUUCAACCUCAGUAUACGAGGCCAUGGGGAGUGUGUGGAGUUUGUGAAGAGCUUCAGGAUUCCCCUGCUGGUACUGGGAGGAGGAGGGUACACAGUACGCAACGUGGCCAGAUGCUGGACCUAUGAGACCUCCCUCCUGGUUGAUGAGCCAAUUAGUGAUGAGCUGCCCUAUAGCGAGUACUUUGAGUAUUUUGCCCCAGACUUCACACUCCACCCAGAUGUCAGCACCAGGAUAGAGAACCAGAACUCCCGACAGUACCUGGAGCAGAUCCGUUCGACGGUCUUUGAGAACUUGAAGAUGUUGAACCAUUCCCCCAGUGUCCAGAUCCACGAUGUGCCCUCGGACAUCCUGAGCUACGAGCGCACUGACGAGGGAGACCCAGAUGAGAGGGGUUCAGAGGACAACUAUUCCAGGCCAGAGGCAGCCAAUGAGUUCUACGAUGGUGACCAUGACAACGACAAGGAGAGCGAUGUGGAGAUUUGAACGCUCAGAUGUCAGACUUUUCCCCUCUGGUCGCUCAUGAUAUUAUUGGGAAACCAUCAAGGCUGCAGUCAGUUGACCAAACUUCUUUUCCCCAACAAAUGGACUAUUCAAUGUCCAUACUAUACUCAGAGCGAGACCACCAUUUAUUCCUUUAUUUUUUACUAUGUCUAUCAUGGAGUAUGUAGAGGACAUUGUCAAGCACUUAAUGUUAUUCCUCACGUUUUGUAAACAGGUGUAGACUAACAGUGAAAUGCUUACUUACACAGUGAGUAACAAUAACAGCUAUAUGUGCAGGGGUACGAGGUAGAUAUGUACAUGUGACUAGGCAACAGGAUAAACAGCAAUGUGAGUCAAGGCACAUUCUGAUUCACCUGAAGACAGCCUAGAGGGGCCCAAUACAGCCAGAUUAACAGAGGGCAUGAUUGUGUAUGAAACAUCUGGGCCUUAUUCAUCAGCACAGGAUAAAGAGGAAAAGACUUCCCCUUGGUCCAAAGGGCGUUGACUUCCUGUGGUUGCUAGGUGAGGCUUAUUUACCAGUUUUCACUUCACACACUGGGAUCAGAGGUCGGUCAUCUGAAUAACAAGUUAAAAUGUUUUGAUCUUUUUUUUUCAUAAAAUAAAUAGGAAAACUGUAUGGCUACAAUGCUUCCAAUCUAUAAAUACUCAAUUUGAUAUUUAGAAAGUGAACUCAGACCACCUGUGUUGUAAAACUUUAUUACGCAGUCAUUCACAUACAUAAGACUUCAAAACGUUUUUCUAUGGUCAGAAUCAGACAGAGGUCGUACAUUUGGGUGUGAAGGCAACCAUUUACAUUUCAGAAUUGUCCAAUAAAUACUUUAUACAUUAAAAUAAUGUUACCUUUUUAAAACCAGAAAGAGUCACUUGAAGCUGCAGUCAUAAAUGCUGCUUUUUGUAAAGGAACUUCAAAAGAGUUAUAUCUGGAGACAAGACAUGAUUCAUUCUCUAACUAGAACAGCAAACCACAGAGACAGCAUUUGACAAAGGUCUGUGCUCAGGCCAGGUAACAUUCACCAUACUAGAGGAUGAUGUUGAGAACCAUCUGACCAGCCCACCUUAAAAAACAACAGAAGGGCUCAAACUAAAGUGCAUUUGACAAAUGCCGGGACUGGUGAGGUGUCCUGUUUGAGACUGAGGCACUGUGGGUAUAUCUGCUUCCUCAAAACUUUGAUUAAUUUCCUCCCCCAGGCACAGACAACAUGACCGUCUCAGUGGACAGACUGACAGACCAGUAUAAAGUGGAGCAGAGGGGUACAACAGGUUAUUAUACUGCUGGUUUAGUGUCGUCUAAAGCUCCUCACUCUCGUACAGGGGGGCCGUGUGCUGGGGGGGGUCCGGAAACAGGAUGGGGAGAUGGCGGAGUAGGGGGACUUUAAAAUGCUUGCCUGUAGGGGGGCAGGCUUGUUGGUGCGAGCUGCAGAGACAGAAUGAAAUAAAAAGGUCAGGAUAUAUUCAGAAUAGAACCCUUGAACCUCUAAUGCAAUAAGAGGAAGUGUGUUUGAGCCAGGUAAUAAAACAUUUAAAUAAA